GUGAUGAGCUGAUCUGGGAUGGGCGUCCUGUUAAAUGAGAGUAGAUCUUUUUUUUACGCGAUAGCGAUAAUGAAUGGUGAUAUCACGUCAAAGGAACAUGGCGAUCUUUCAAUUUUAAAGUGACAAUAAUACCCUAGGGUAGUCCUCGCUUAUUUCCCGCUAGUUUCUUGUACUAUUCCGUUCUGUUCAUUGUAUGUUGCUGGUUUACUAAGUGCUGAAUAAUAUAAUUCCGUCAUAUCAGUGAGAGUGCUACGUCGUGUUGUGCUGAACAAUAACAAAAUAGUAGAAUAAUAUAGACACAAUUAAACCUAAUCAAUCAUCGUCUCGAGGGCUGUUUCUAAGAAAAUGGCCCGCGAAUAUGAUCACUUGUUCAAGCUGCUGAUCAUUGGAGAUAGUGGUGUGGGUAAGAGUUCCCUCCUUCUGCGAUUUGCAGAUAAUACAUUUUCCGGCAGUUAUAUCACAACAAUAGGAGUGGAUUUUAAAAUUCGAACUGUGGAAGUUGAUGGGGAAAGAGUAAAGCUACAAAUUUGGGAUACAGCUGGUCAGGAACGGUUCAGAACGAUAACGUCAACCUAUUACAGAGGAACACAUGGUGUCAUAGUCGUUUACGAUGUAACCAGUGGAGAUUCCUUUGCAAAUGUGAAACGAUGGCUGCAUGAAAUUGAGCACAACUGUGAUGUGGUUAACAGGGUCUUAGUGGGUAACAAAAAUGAUGCACCACAUCGAAAAGUAGUCCUCACCGAAGAUGCCCAGAGAUUUGCCACUCAAAUGGGUAUUCAAUUGUUCGAAACAUCUGCAAAAGACAAUAUUAACGUUGAAGAGAUGUUCAUGGCCAUAACGCGCCAAGUGUUACGAACCAAAAAGGAAAGGAAGGAACGUCAAGCUAUACAAACCAAGGAGACAGUGAACUUGAGCAAAAGUACCAAACAACAUAGACGCAAAUGUUGUUAGCAAUAAUAUUAUCUAAAACAUUACCACUCUUUCUGAUCAUUGUUUGCUAUGUUGAUAGCACAGAAUACGACAGAACUGAUGUUACCGAUGGACAUGAAUAAUAAUAACGUUCCAAAUUUUAUAUAGCAAAUUUCUAUAGUUUAAGAAGGCAUAGUCCAGUUACUCUUUCGAUAGGAAGGUGAACUUAAAUUUCGAAUUUUAAUAAAAGGCAUGGAAUCUUUCUGUACCUUAGAUAAGUGUGUUAAAUUAAAUUAAGUACAAACCAGUAAAGUAGAAUUUUGAAAUAAGAUGAGGUUAAAAGUAUGUGUGGCUCUCUCCUAAAUCUAAAUUCGCGAGCUUGGAAAAUUUACUAAACUUUAGUUUGAAUUUUAGUAUCUAAAAUCAACGCAACAACAAUGAAUCUUUCAAGCAUGUUGAAACGGAGGAUAGCAACACAAUGAAUAAACAUACAAUUUUGGCAUGUCCGAAAUGUCAGUUGUCUGUAUUAAUCUGUGGUAAUAGUGAAGGUACUAAGUCAGAUUCCAACCACCAAUCAGUGCUGAUACUAUUAUUUCUAUUAUUGUUACGAUUUUUAAUUCAUUAUUGCUAUCGUUUUUCAAUGCACAUCUCUGAUUGGCUACUGAAUAUCAUAAGAAAAAAUGUAUAUACACCGUCGCCAGCCUCAACUGUACCCCAAGUAUUCCUCUUUCUUUCAACCAAGUGUAUUCGAAUUCUUAUAUUGUUAUACGAUAAUAACAAAUUGUAUUGUAAUAUUAAUUAUUAUACAUUUAUAUAAUAAAUAAAUAGGCGUCUAUGCAUUUA
Messenger RNA from Athalia rosae (coleseed sawfly), 1752 nucleotides. It is a transcript of the gene Rab35, whose product is annotated as ras-related protein Rab-35. Gene Ontology annotation, molecular function: GTP binding; GTPase activity. Gene Ontology annotation, cellular component: plasma membrane; endosome membrane. Gene Ontology annotation, biological process: endocytic recycling. The record is from RefSeq and is a predicted model, not a curated record. The coding region runs from base 346 to 951 and encodes 201 amino acids. The transcript has 3 exons. Lineage: Eukaryota; Metazoa; Arthropoda; Insecta; Hymenoptera; Athaliidae.